AUGCCUGCCGGUCCAGACGAAACUCACCACCACAAAGCUGGUGAAGUAACUGAGCACGUUAUGAAGAACUCAUCCUCAAAGACCGAUAACAAUGCUAGCGACCAUCCCCUCCAUAACCAAGGCGAAGUAAAGGGAGAGAAAGUCCAAUUCCGUCAUCACGAGGCAAACCCAGGACCUGUUGUCCCUCAGAGUAUGCCGGAGCAAGAGGGAUCCAAGGCGGACCGUGAAGCAAAGACGGCUGCUUUGAACGAGUAA
This is a messenger RNA of Botrytis sinoallii, 255 nucleotides long. RefSeq lists its product as uncharacterized. The record is from RefSeq and is a predicted model, not a curated record. Lineage: Eukaryota; Fungi; Ascomycota; Leotiomycetes; Helotiales; Sclerotiniaceae. The transcript has a single exon. Bases 1 to 255 code for a protein of 84 amino acids.